This is a messenger RNA of Xylona heveae TC161, 663 nucleotides long. RefSeq lists its product as hypothetical. The coding region runs from base 1 to 663 and encodes 220 amino acids. Lineage: Eukaryota; Fungi; Ascomycota; Xylonomycetes; Xylonales; Xylonaceae. The transcript is spliced from 2 exons. The record is from RefSeq and is a predicted model, not a curated record.
AUGCCUCUCGACGGUGCCCACAGUACCAAUGGCGUCCAGGAUCGACGCGGCGGACGGGCCGAGCCUCGCCGCAGUGUCCGAUUAGGAGCUUCAGACAGCAUGACGGAGGUCCUGCCGGUUCGUGAGGAGGCCGAGUGGGUCUCCGCGCAGAAGCAUACCAUCGAGGAGCAGCUUCGGACAGGAUCUGCCAUCCUCGUGUUGCAGAGCAACUACACCGAUCGAAGCCAUUGUCGAGCCGUUGUCUGCCCGCCGCGGCAGGUCACCGGGUGGCCCAACAUCUCUUCGGCCUUCCGGCUCAAACUCAUGCACUCCAGGACUAACGAAUACUUUCACGUCAGUUGCAUGGAACGAAUGCUCGACCUUACGACACUCAUUGAGCCGGGGUACUUCAAAAUGGAGGGCGGCGUGUCUCUAGUAGGCAUACUGGGCCACACGCUCAAAACCCAAAGAUUCCACGAAGCGAUUGAGGAUUGGUUUGGUUACGGAGGCCGCACGUUCGAUCCUUCCGCUUACAGUGCGUAUCGCAAGGCGCACAGGAAAUGGGAGGGCGAUGUCGGCACACAGAGCAUCCGCAUCAGCUCGCUGGUCACGGCGACGAUUGCCUUUGCCCACCUUGGCCAAGAGAGCCCACAGUCAACGAAUUUUUCCCGGAAGAGCGCAUAG